Molecule: messenger RNA, 627 nt
Organism: Anopheles darlingi
Lineage: Eukaryota; Metazoa; Arthropoda; Insecta; Diptera; Culicidae
Exons: 2
Coding region: 119-565 (148 amino acids)
Source: RefSeq, a predicted model, not a curated record
UUUUUCUAAUCGUCACGAGGCAGUUUGUUCUGCCAGACUACGCCUGUGCAGUAAAGACACCUUGGUCAAGGGGAUAGGAGAAAACGAAGGAUAACUAGGGCUAGGGUAACAGGUUAAGAUGUACUUGAGAAAGAUAACUAGUCUGAUGAACAAUUUGCACUUCAAACAAAUAUUGGUUCCUUCGGUGAAUCUGUACAGCUUUUCUGUGAAACAACAAAAACAAUCGAGUGAAGAAUCGAACCAAAAACCUUUGAAAUAUUUUGGAAGCCAAGCCUCUCGCUGGACUGCACAGGACAGUAGAAGUGGACCGAAACGGGAUAUUCCAUGGUUCCAACCGUACGUGGUUAAUUUCAGCGUCGCAAUUUUUCUUAUUUACUUUUGCCUUCUAAGAGAGGAAAACGAUAUCGAUCAGAGUCUUGAUCGAUCUCUUUUUGAACAUGUACCUGGAUUGGAAGAAAAGCAAUUGAUUCUAAGCUACCACUACAAUAAGGAGCAUGGGCUACCGACUGGGGAUAUAGAGAUGCGAAUGACGGAAUUAGGAAUGAAACCCGAAACCAUCGGCUGAAUGUACAACUAGAAUAAACGAUUGAAAUAGUAGCGAACCUAAAGACAAUUUAGUAAAAACCC